CCUGAAGUGUGCAGCUUCCUGGCAACGAUAAGUUGGGAGAACCUUUGCGAUACUCUCUCACCCAUGCGCCAAACCCCCGGGACCACACCUCUUUCGUUGGCUGGUCCACUCCCGUUGCUGCCCGUUCACUUCACCUCCAUCCACGCCCGUCCGUCUCUGCUCGUGUCCUGCCCGCUUCACUAUUUCAACGUGCCGGUCCAAAUUAACCAGGCGGGCUUCGUUUGUCUAACCCCCGUCCUGUCGAACACCCUUCUUUCUUCACCUUUCUCUACGAAACACUCGGUCUCCUGCCUCUUCCAAAGGCCCUUUCUACCUAGACGUAUACCGUUACAUCGAAACAGCCGACACGCUCCAUCCUGAUCAAUCGAGUCCUCUACGAGCCUUCAAUCGAACCGGAGCAUCUACCAUUCAGCAUCGUCCCUAGCGCUUCUCCCGUGACGACAUCACACCCUUCUGCGAUCGCACCCAGAGUCUUUCGCACCCACGUAUCAUAUACGCACCAUCUACGGCCGAUAUCCGUGUCACCAAACUCAGAACUCGCCUCAAUUUCGGCGUCGAGAAUAUUCGACCAAAUACGGAACCUCACAAAGUCAUCCGUCCCUGAGGCAUAGCCGCCUCUGUAUACCAUCGUGCAAAACUAGCAUAAUAUCAUCACCGAAUACUAGCUGCCGCAGUCGAACAACUCGACUGGACUUCGAAAGAAAAAAGCUACCGCGAUACGAAAAGAAUACAAACCUGUGCCUGCUGCCGCUGCUGCCGUCGACGACCUAGUUGGUCUCACCGUGCGAUGUGGCGGGGGAGGAGGACCUCGUGAACUGAAAUCGUAGGGAUCGAGGUCGGAAGAGCCCAUAGCCUUCCUCGACCCGUCAUUCGAACGCGCCUGGAUUCGACAAUAAACCCACGGGCGUGAACAACCUUCCCGAACGAUCCUUACUUCCAACGGCUUUAUCGAUACCCACCAACUGGCGCUCCAAAUCGAUCACCACUUGAUCUCAAGACACUCGCUUGCCGUUGUCCUUCGCUCACACCUUCUGCGGACCUACGUCCCAACGUCCUUCUGAUUCCUAUUUGGUCCGAGCCCUAUACUGAGUUCCACACAACUGCUUUCGGGAAUGGAUCAUCGGUUCCCCAUCACCCGCGACGAUCUCUUCAACAUCCAAAUGGAUUUGAAACAAAUCCAACUGGUUCAGAGUAAUCAGGGCGAGAGACUAAUAAGGCUCGAAAGGCGCCAGGAACAAGAUGCGAGUCUCAAGUCCGUAUGGCAACAGAAUCCUUUCCCUGGCGUCCUUGCCGGAACCCCUCAGCAAGGGCCGACUCACCUCUCACCCAACGACAUGUUUGAUGAUUUCGACGAGCAAGGCCAGCACCUGCUGAGCUCCCUUCACUUAGGACCUGCGGAGGAGGAGCCUACCCGUCGGGGUGCUGCCUCUCGAGCCAACAGCGUACGAUUCGACGAGAGUGCAUUGCGGGGAGCAGCCGACUGGUCUAGUCAGAGCAAUCGCCACUCUGGAGAAUUCGGACCUCCCCGACCAUCCAGCGGGUUGAUGAUGGAGCGGUCCUUGUCCCACAAGUCGGAUGGGCGCCAUAGUUCUGCCGGCCAUUCUGUUCACUCAUUUCACUCUGUGGCAUCUGGGAGGGCGAGCAGUUUGGGCUUGGACACCAACUUCAUGGUCAGCAGCCAUGAAGACGACUCUCCGAUAGACAUGCCGGAGCCUCCACCAGGCCUCUUUUUUCUGGGCUCCGUACCAACCAUCAUCCGAUGUUGGCUUACAACGAGCUUCGCCCACGAUACGGUGUUGUAUGCUGAUCUUUGCACCGGCUCCCAGAAAUCCGUGGUUGACUACUCUGUCCUCAAAGAUCUCGAUCUGCUGGAUGAGAUUCAACACGAUAUGGACGGCACGUACAAAGUUCGACUUCCGGUAUACCUGGUAGAAGCUACUGUUUCCGAACGCAGCAGCCGAUCAUCGAGCCCUGGGCAUUCGAUGCCCUGCCUCCUCGCAACCUUUGAGGUGUCUGGCAUGGAGCAGCCUGAAGGCAUGGAACCGAAGAGGGGCAUUCAGAUUUUCAUUGGCAGCGACACCCUCAGAGCCCAUCAAGCCGAUAUUCUCCUUUCUCAAAACCGCAUGUGUCUCUACGGUAGCGAGCGCGAGAAGUUGUCUGUUCCCUUUGUGCGCCCCGAGGACGAGGCUGCUUUCAAGCACAUAAGCACAAUCAACUUCAUCCCCGAGAAGCCCCGACUCAACGCCAACGCGGCGCCUUUUGUGUCUGGAGACCCACGACCUCAUGCGCCGACAACGCAAAGUGCAUUGGACAGCAGCCUGUCCAGCACACAGCAUGAGGAUGCCGAGUCGCAGGGGCCUCUUUCGCCCAUGGACAAUCACUCUGUACCCAACAAGUCGAUUGGAGCAAGCAACCUGUCUGAAAGUGGCGGGGAGAGUGAACGGCCUGGCAAGGAUACCACCAGCGGGUCCGAAUCGGGGGCAAGAGAGUACCCCACGGCGCACAACAGCUCCACCAGCGGCGAGGGAAACCGGCGCGAGUCUGCGGGCGGCAUAUGGGGCUCAUGGCGGCAGGGCACUUCAGCAAACGGUGCCGAGAACGGGCAACGGGACGCCAACGGCCCGCUAAGCGGAUAUCAGCCCGCCGGGCGGGGAAGCCGGAAUAUGAAGGUGUUGAAGCCCCUGAAAUCGGGUUCAUCAUCCUCUGCCAGAACUGGAGCUGCUUACGAGCCGCCACCAGCACCCAGAACCAGCGGAGAGCAUCGACGCAAGAGUCAGGUUAGUGUGGCGGCAGAGAGCAACCCGCCGACCAGCGUUCGCUGGGAACCCAAGAGGUCAGUCAGCAGCACCACGGUCAACAGCACAACGGAAGUCAAGGCCCCGCGUGAGGCGAAGAAUGCGGGCCCAGCUUUGCCGCGGUCGGCGAACCCUAUCGGCGGUGCGUCGGCUUUCUCUUGGAUGAAUCCGGCUGGUAAGGCGAAGCCCACGGCAACGGCGGAGUGAUUGGAGCGGAGAGAGCGCAAAGCCCCGGUGGCACUGGACGCGAAGGUGGUCGAACUCGGCCAGAGCAGUAAUCUUCUUUUUCUUUGCUUUCACAAUACGACUCCCUCCAGCAUGAAGAGGUGUGACGGCAAGCUUCAAAACAACGCAAGCAAAGCCGACUAGUAGGUAGCCAUGUAGUUUGCCAUGACAGAUGGGUUUCAUGGCACUAAGGCUAGAAAACUCCGCCCAGCGGAAAUCAAAUAACAAAAAUCUAUGAGUUCAAA
Colletotrichum scovillei is the source of this 3265-nucleotide messenger RNA. RefSeq lists its product as uncharacterized. The record is from RefSeq and is a predicted model, not a curated record. NCBI's taxonomy places the organism in Eukaryota, Fungi, Ascomycota, Sordariomycetes, Glomerellales, Glomerellaceae. The transcript has 2 exons. The coding region runs from base 1113 to 3002 and encodes 629 amino acids.